AUGGCGUGCGCAGAGGCCUCGUUGGCUGCGCAAAACUUCAAUAUGCCCGCGCUUUCUCCGACCAUGACCGAGGGCAAUAUCGCAUCGUGGAAGAUUAAAGAAGGUGAUUCAUUCUCUGCCGGUGAUGUCCUCCUCGAGAUUGAGACCGAUAAAGCGCAAAUGGACGUGGAAGCUCAGGAUGACGGUAUCUUGGCCAAGAUCAUCGUCGGAGAUGGGUCCAAAGCAGUUCAAGUCGGCUCCCGGAUAGCAGUCACAGCAGAGCCAGGUGACGACUUAAGCUCCCUCGAGAUCCCGGCAGAGAACAAACUUGCUUCCAAAGAAGCAGCAAGUGCCAAGGAACAACCCAAGGAGCAGUCAAAGCAGGAGACCAAGUCAGUGCCAAAGGAGGAGCGUACUUCCUCACCACCUGCGAAAUUGGAUGGUUCAAAGAAGGCGUCCAGUGGUAAAGCUACAAGGCAAACUUACCCGCUCUACCCAUCGGUACAGCAUCUGCUCGAAGUGCACGGCCUCCCCAAGGAGGAAGCAGACAAGAUACCAGCUACCGGACCUAACGGCAGACUAUUAAAGGGAGACGUUUUGGCAUACGUUGGUCAAAUCUCGAACUCUUACCCCUCUGAACUUGCAGAUCGAUUCAAGGUUCUUUCGCAUCUCGAUCUGUCAAACAUCAAGGUCGCAGCGAAGAAGGAGGCCCCCAAGAAAGCGCCGGCGGCGACUGCACCAGCAGCAGCUGAGGAGGUGGACAUCCAGGUGGCUAUGCCAUUAUCGCUCACAGCUGUGCUUGAGUGCCAGAAGCGAGUCAAGGAUUCAAUAGGCGUCUUCCUACCCCUCUCCACCUUUAUUGCUCGCGCAGCAGAACUAGCAAAUGAGGACUUGCCAAAGUCUAAAACCGCAAAGCCUUCAGCAGACGAGCUGUUUAACGCUGUUCUCGGCCUAGACAAGGUUUCUGGCCAGAAGUACUCGCGGGGCAACUUCAUUCCACAGGUGACUGCUCUGCCUCCCAAGACAUUGCAGAGUAGUCGUUCUUCAGAAACCAAGAAGCCCGACCUCCUCGACAUUUUGGCGGGAAAGUCCUCAGGGCGCAAGGCAAAGGCUUCUGCUGGUUCAGAGAAGGUUGCAGGGCCCAUGAACGUCGUCAGUAUCAGCGUGCCAAAGGGCGAGGAGAAGCGGGGACAGGUUUUCCUCGAGCGCAUGAAGACUGUGCUCGAGGGCGAACCUGGCAGGCUUGUGGUUUGA
Molecule: messenger RNA, 1233 nt
Organism: Plenodomus lingam JN3
Lineage: Eukaryota; Fungi; Ascomycota; Dothideomycetes; Pleosporales; Leptosphaeriaceae
Source: RefSeq, a predicted model, not a curated record